GCCCUCUGUCCAUUCUUUGAGCUGCUGCCCCUCAAGACUGUAUUUUUAUCCUUGAGAACUGGUCCUUUCAGACUGACCCAGCCUGGGAACGGAAGCACCUCAGCCCUUCUAUCUAGAUAAUUCCUGAUCGGAUUGAGCUCGGCUGCUCGUUCGCACGGUUCGCGUCGAGCAGCCCUCUGCCCUGUACGCCGUGGGGGUCACGGUACCAUGUCCUUUCCUAACACCUUUAAUCUGGAUCGCCAUUGCUCAAGCACGAUGUACUUCACAUUGAUCUUCUUCAUUCGUAUUCAACAUAUCUCAAAGGGCCUUCCAACAUUAUGCUCCAACAGGAGUUGUACACAUGGAUACUUGUCCAUUUCAUUUGCUUGGGAAAAAUCAUGCUCUGCUUUCUGUGCCUGUCAACUAAUAAAGGGACUGCAUGAACACAAAGUCCCCCAAAGAGGUAGAAAAAAAAAAAAAAAAAUGUGCAAGAGAAUCCAGGCUGUUCAGACAAUGGGGCCCAUUGUUUCACACAUGUAAACAUAUGGGCGGCUGGUCCGUAAAAUCUUGGUCGGCAGCCAGGCCGGAGUUUCCUGUGCAGGUCCAGUUGAACACGCGCGCAAACUCGCACACUUACAUGCACGUACACACACACACACAUCCUGUAGGACUCAAGGAGGUCAGCCUAUACCUAUAUUUAGCACAGCGAGCCUUACCACAUGGCCAGCUGCAGUAUAAAAAGCCCAGUCUCUUCUGCUCCUCAGAAAGCUUACAGCUCCUCUCCACUGCCCUGCCCAGCACAGCCAAGCACCAGUACAGCACCAGAACCAGCACCAGAACCACCGUUCCACAUCAGAUCCACAGAAUGAAGCCCAAAAGACUGCUUCUGCUGGUGGAUCCGCUGCCCACUAUCAGCGAGAUGCAGGAGGACAUGCUGCAGGUGGCCUGCCAAGCCCACAACGCCCAUGCCAGCGACUCCCUGGAUGAAUACGUGGACUCCAUCAAGGAGCUGGCACGGCCAAGUUUCGGACCUCUCCGAGUGCCACGCUCUCAGCGGCCGCGCCUCUUCACCAAGGCCCCAGCCCGCCCUGCCCCCAAGGCCUACCGACCCCGCCUCUCGACCUGUGUGGACGACACAAAAUUCAGGUCUAGCCAUCAGAGAGACUGCACAAGGGACCCCCUGGACUGGCUUUUUGCGCAGCCACUAUGAGCGAACAGCACCCCUCAACGGUCCGCGUGUGCACUGAACCUUCAGGAGCUCUGCAGACGGACACAACAGGCUGAAUGAACUCCAGGUGGCGAGCGUCCGUUCCGAAGAUCCGCGCAAGCAGUUUGCGAAGAAGGACUUGCAGGACAGCACCUCCCGUAGUUUGUACUUGCAUUGGAGAAGAAACAAGGGGAGCGGUCAGUUUGCUCACACACACAGCACAACUCAAGUGCACUGUGAGAGAGGUCUGGACAAAAAGAUAGUCAAGACGUUUGUACAGAUGAUGCUCUAUGUGAGAAUGCCUCUGCUGCUCAGCAUCUGCUCCAAAGGCCAGAAAAGUUAUGCAUUCACUAUAGGCGAACCACCUGCUGUGAUUAAUCGUCUAAUUUAUUACCUUUGAAGCGCAUCCUGCUGUGCGGGACAAAAGUUUACAUGUCCUAGAAUGUUGUGAAGAAAUUGCUUUAUUUUAUAAUAAAACUGAAAUUCUGAAGAUGAAAAUUUGUAAUGUUGUAAGUCGCUGUGGUGAAAAAAAAUAUUCUUUCAGUAACUUCUUGGCUAGUGCAAGGUCACAUGAGAUGCACAGCAAGGUAACACUGAAUAGGAUGCUAGUCCAUCGUACGGAAAUC
Messenger RNA from Scleropages formosus (Asian bonytongue), 1812 nucleotides. RefSeq lists its product as uncharacterized. NCBI's taxonomy places the organism in Eukaryota, Metazoa, Chordata, Actinopteri, Osteoglossiformes, Osteoglossidae. The transcript is spliced from 2 exons. Gene Ontology annotation, biological process: regulation of autophagy. The record is from RefSeq and is a predicted model, not a curated record. Gene Ontology annotation, cellular component: mitochondrion. Bases 419 to 1189 code for a protein of 256 amino acids.